GUAGUGUGUUUUAAAAUAUUUAAUAUUUAAAAAUGCAAAAUAUUAUAAAAUAUAUUGAACAAUGUAAUGAUAUUUGUUAUACAUCUUAUAGAACAGCUGCAAAAAUGCAAAUUUUACAUAAAGAACUUAGUAUGCAAUAUGUUCAACUAGAAUUAAUUGCUGGAAUUUUUGAACGUCAUAGACUUUCAAUUACAGAGAAUUGUGUUAAUUUAGAUUCAAGUGAAAUUGAAGAUGUUCUUUCUGAUAUUUAUUUUGCAGCAUGCAAAGAAACUAAUACUAAUUUUGAUAUUGAUCUUGCAUCAAAAUUAGCUUUAAAUUAUAUUUUAACUACAUUUGAUAAACAAUGUACUAGAACAGUUUCUGUAUUUUCUAUAAAAGUUGCUUUAAUACUAAUUAGUUCUGGAAGAUUACAAGAAAAGUAUGGAUAUCUUUAUCAACAAUUAGCUGAUCAUAAUGCAUGCUUAUCCAAAGUUAGUUUACAUACAUUAUUAACAAAUAUUUGUAAAAUAACGGAAAUGCUUGGAGAAAGUGCAGCAUAUGGCCCACAAAAUAUUCAAUCACAUAUUGAUAAGUGUUUUUCAAAAUCUCAAGGAUGUCUUGGAGUUACUGAAUCAGAGUUUGCAACAUGGAUUAUGCAAGAACCUCCUUUAUUGAUUUGGAUAACAACAUUUAAUCGUAUGAAGUCUGCAGAACAUAUUGUACAUAAUAUUAGAUGUUCAUUUUGUAAAACAACACCAAUUCAUGGACUACGAUAUUCAUGUCUAAAAUGUGCAACAUAUCAUCAAUGUCAGCAUUGUUUCUUAUAUGGUAAAAUAUCAGGAAAACAUAAAUUAAAACAUCCCGUUCGUGAAUUUUGUACCAAGACUUCAAAUCGAGAAAUAACAAAAUUAAUUAUUGAAUUAAUUAGGAAUAAAUUGAGAUUAUGUCCUGGUAGAUCUAUUGGAUUAAAUAUUGAUGAUCAAAUUCCACAUAUAAGUACUGAAAUAAAAUAUACCGAUUGUGAAUCAGUAAGAAGUACAAUUAAAAGACGAGUUUUAAAUGAUCCACAAAAAGAACUACAAAGUAUAAUUACUCAUUUGGAAGAAGAAAAUAGACAAUUACAAGUUGAAUUGCUUGAUAUACAGGGUACUAAGGCAGAAAGACUUCAGCGUCAUAGAGUUACAAUUGAAUCGCAAUUACAACGUCUAAAAUUAUUAAAAAAAUGUUUAUUUACCGAUAGAAUUAGUAUGCCUCAAGUAAUUAAUUAUAUGCAAAGUACACCAAUGGUUCCUUCUCUUUCAUCACGAUUAACAUCCUUACCUAUAAAUUUUGAAUUAAGUCCAAUUAUUCAACAAGAAAAUAUAGAACAUAUUUCAAAUGUGAAUGAUACAGAUAUACAAACAAAUAAUUUUAAUCCAUUAACUAGAAAUUGUAUUAGUGAACAAAAUUAUGAUGUUAUUGAUUCUAGAGAAGCAUCUACAAGUAUAAAAUUUAAUAAUAUAUUAGAACCUACUAAAAUAGAAUUAAGUACAUGGAUAGGAGGUACAAAAAGAUCAGAUAUAAAUCCAUCUGAUAGCGGUUUUUCUCAAUGGUUAAGUUCUAACAAUUCAAAUUGCAAAGAAGAAAAAUAUUCAAUAAAAACUAUGACUAAUACUGAAAAAGAAUCAUUACCUAUAUCUGAUUCUCUCAUAAGUAUUCACAGAGAUAAUACACCAUCAUCUUUACAAAGACCUGAUAAACAUUCACAACAUAGUAGCUUACAAAAUAUUCAAGGUGAUCUAAAUGACAUACUAGAUAGAUUACAAAAUAUGGUUACAGAUGAUCGUUUAUUAGAUGAUUCUUAUGUUGUUAAUGACAAUUGCAAAUUAAAGCGAGCUACUACAGAAAUGGAAGAUUUAUUAACAGGACUUAUUCAAGGUAUGGAAUCUCGCAAGAAUAAGCUUACUACUAUUGUAUAAUUAUUAAUCAUAAUUAAUAUUUUGUAAUUCUAUCUUAAAUAUUUACAAAAUAAAUAUUUCCGUCCAUAUAAUUUGAACU
Molecule: messenger RNA, 2016 nt
Organism: Apis dorsata (giant honeybee)
Lineage: Eukaryota; Metazoa; Arthropoda; Insecta; Hymenoptera; Apidae
Product: dystrotelin-like
Exons: 10
Coding region: 33-1937 (634 amino acids)
Biological process (GO): synaptic signaling
Cellular component (GO): plasma membrane
Molecular function (GO): zinc ion binding
Source: RefSeq, a predicted model, not a curated record